AGCCGCCGGCGGGUGUUCGCGGCUGGGCAGCGGCCGCCGCGCUGCGCUCCCCACGCGUUGCGGGUCGUGCGGCCCUGUCGCCGCUAUGCCGUGGAGGCUGCCCAAAGAUUCUGCGAGGGAGUACUCUCAAUAUAAACUCUGCAGAGGCAAGAGAAGCUACUCUAGUUCUUCCUCUUCUGACUUUUACUCCAGGCUUGAGUUGGAAGAGUUUGUCUCUGUAGGUGACGCCUCUGGAGCAGAGGAAGAUACAGACUCAGCUGUUUUAUAUGGAACUUUGCGAGGGAGCAUUGUUGGAUUACGGUACUACACAGGGAUUGUUAAUAAUAAUGAAAUGGUUGCACUUCAGAGGGAGCCCAACAAUCCCUAUGAUAAAAAUGCAGUGAAAGUAAAUAAUGUAAAUGGAGAGCAGGUAGGCCAUAUAAAAAAAGAACUGGCAGCAGCAUUGGCAGUCAUUAUGGACAACAAACUAGCAUUAGUUGAAGGGAUUGUCCCUUAUGGAGCAAAAAAUGCUUUUACUAUGCCUGUACAAAUGAGCUUUUGGGGAAGAGAAGAAAACAAGGAAGCAGUGCAAGAUCAGCUAAAAAAGCAUGGGUUUAAAUUGGCUCCUCCUUUGAAAGCAGGUUCACAAGGUGGUUUUGGAGCAGACUGGAUUUCUGGGAGAGCUGGACUAAGUUAUAGCGCUCCACUUCAUGCUGCUGUGCAGUUGACAAGUGAACAGCUUAAAAGCGAAUUUGACAAGUUGUUUGAGGAUCUGAAGGAAGAUGAUAAAACUUGCGAAAUGGAAGGAGCAGAGGCUGUUGGCACACUCUUGCUUCCCCAUCAAAAGCAGGCUUUAGCUUGGAUGGUUUCACGUGAGAACAAUAAUGAUUUGCCACCGUUUUGGGAAGAGAGAAGUAACUUCUACUACAAUAUACUUACAAAUUUUGCACAAAAGCAGCGACCUAAAAAUGUUCUUGGAGGGAUACUGGCUGAUGAUAUGGGACUGGGUAAAACACUUACUACUAUUGCAUUGAUUCUCACAAAUUUUCAAGAUGGCAAGCCUCUUCCUGCUGAAAGGAUCACAAGUGCUAAGUUUUAUGAGGAAUCGACUACUAACAGCAUGAACAACGUUGGACACAGUCUAUGUAAAGACUCCAGCUGUGUGAUGGAGACUGCUGCUUCUGAUGUAAAAAAGUUUAAAACUACUCCGUUGAAACGCUCAAGUAGUCUUCCAAAAAGAAAUAAAGCCAAGAAACCCAGGUGUUCAGGAAGCAGUGACUUGGGAGAGUCUAAAGAAUGGCCACUGCAGCAAACAGAAAGAACUUCCUGUGGGAUCCAAGAAGAUACAGGCUUUGCUUCUGUUCUUCUGUCUUCAUCUUCUUGCUUAAAAAGACAAACAAAGAGAAAAGGUACCGCUAGUUUUCAGUCAGUUGAGAAGAAAUGCUCUGAUGAUGACCCCAGAGCAACACUGAUUUUAUGUCCACUGUCUGUCCUAAGCAACUGGAUUGACCAGUUUGAACAACAUAUUCACCAAGAUUUUCAUGUAAAUAUUUAUGUUUAUUAUGGUUCUGACCGUAGCAAAGACCCAUCAGUUCUUUCAGCACAAGACAUCGUACUGACAACGUACAACAUCUUAGUGACUGAUUAUGGAGUCAGAGGUGACAGCCCGUUACACAAAGUGAAGUGGCUGAGGAUUGUCUUGGAUGAGGGGCACACUAUACGGAAUCCAAAUGCUCAGCAAACUAAAGCUGUCUUAGAUCUGGAGGGACAGAGAAGAUGGGUACUUACAGGCACUCCUAUUCAGAAUUCUGUAAAGGAUUUGUGGUCUCUUAUUUCCUUCUUAAAACUGAAACCUUUUACUGAUCGAGAGUGGUGGCACAGGACAAUUCAACGUCCAGUCACGUUGGGAGCUGCAGGAGGACUUGGGCGUUUACAGUCUCUGAUUAGGAGUAUUACCCUAAGAAGAACUAAAAGAAGCAAAGUUAAGGGAAAACCCAUUUUGGAAUUACCGGACCGUAAAGUACUUAUUCAGCAUGUUACACUUACAGAGGAAGAGAGGAAAAUCUAUCAGUCUGUGAAGAUGGAAGGCAAAGCUGCAAUUAGCAGAUUUUUCAGUGAGGGGACUGUACUAGCUCAUUACGCUGACAUCCUUGGUGUCCUGCUCAGAUUGAGGCAGCUUUGUUGUUAUCCUCGUCUUUGUGUAAAUACAUCUUCUGGUUUUUCAGCUGAUAAUAAAACUCCCACAGAACUGCGUGAGACAUUAGUGAAUAAAAUGAAGUUGGUUCUGAGCUCUGGUUCAGAUGAAGAAUGUGCAGUUUGCUUGGAAUCACUGACUCUUCCUGUAAUAACACACUGUGCACAUGUGUUUUGUAAGCCAUGUAUUUUUGAAGUCAUCAGAAGUGAACAGCCAAAUGCCAAAUGCCCUCUCUGUAGGAAUGAACUUCGGGUAGAGCACUUGGUAGAAUAUCCCCUAGAAGAGGAAACAGACUACAGUAAUGGAAAGAAUUCUGACCAGGAGUGGAUAUCCAGUUCAAAGAUAAAUGCUCUCAUGCAUGCUUUGAUAGAAAUGCGGAAGGAUAAUCCAACUGCUAAAUGUCUGGUUGUUUCUCAGUUCACAACUUUCCUGUCACUGAUUGAAAAUCCAUUGAAAGAUUCAGGAUUUGCCUUUACUCGUUUGGAUGGGUCAAUGGCACAGAAGAAAAGAGUAGAAGCAAUUCAGUGUUUCCAAAGCAGUCAAGCGGGAUCCCCAACUGUAAUGCUUUUGUCUCUGAAAGCAGGUGGAGUUGGAUUAAAUCUGACAGCAGCUUCCCGAGUGUUUUUAAUGGAACCUGCUUGGAAUCCCGCUGCAGAAGACCAGUGUUUUGACAGGUGUCACAGGCUGGGUCAGAAAAAUAAUGUUGUUAUUACUAAGUUUAUUGUGAAGGAUUCAGUGGAAGAAAAUAUGCUGAAAAUCCAGAAGAAGAAGCGGGAACUUGCAGCAGGAGCGUUUGCUACCAAAAAGCCUGCAGCAAGUGAAGUAAAACAAAUCAAAAUUAAUGACAUUAAGACUCUAAUUGAUUUAUAGCUUGAAACUGUGGUAUUUUGAGUAAAUAAUAUGUUUAUUAUUUUAAUGUUGCUCUUCAAGUUACAUGUCUCAUGCUAAGUUUGUUUUUCGGUCUUUGGGGUCAAAACAUAAGUGCUUCAAAUAAUUAUGAAAAGUGAUGUGCUCCUGCAUGUUAAUUAAGAAAUGCUCAAACUUUUUUUGUGAAAAUGAAAUCUCUCCAGUGUUCAUGUCUUUGAAUGUUGCUUACUAUGCACAACACUUAAGAAUACAUAAAAAUCAUUGAAAACAGAACUGUGUAUUUAUGCGUUCUAAUAAGGAAUUUCAUCUCUUUUUAGAGGGGAAAAGGUAGCAAAAAGUAAAUAAUGUGUUUUGUCUUUCAGAGAAAAACCUUAAGAAAUUAAUUAAUGUUUCAGUCUCAAACCAAACAGAUUAUUCAGAUUGUUUCUGAAUAGGUGGUCAGUGAUCACUUCCUAAGGAAUUCCUACUUUUGCAGACUGUUCCAAGAUGGUAUAUAACUUUUUUUUUUCACUAUUUCUGAAUAAUACACAGGUGCAGCAGAGAGUUCCUCUGAUCACUUCCCAGGAGCUAGUAAAAAUUGAAGUCCUUAAUUUUAUGAAACACUUUAAUAUUUUACUUCCCUUAAACAGAGUUCCAGUUAUUUUGGUAAAAGUAAAGGGUUUGUGAUUUGGGCAAUGUGCUAGCAUUCGGCUUGUUACCACUAACACGCAUUCUGCUAAUUUCUUUACGUACUUUAAACAAUAUAAUUGUGCUGUAUGCAGCACAGAAAAUGACCCACUUGUCAGUAAAUGUUAGCCCUUGCAAAAUACAUGAAACAAAGUAUUGGAAUAGCUGCCAGUUUUCUAAUGGUUUCCUUGCACUGCUGAGUGCUUGUCCAGCUACUGCUUUUCCCAUACAUGUGUCUUAAUGGAAUGUCCAUCUGCAUGUGUCACGGUUUAUAGGGGAAGAAUUUGAUAGAACUGCUUAUGUUCAUGUACUGCAAAAUAAUAAAUACCACUGAGAUUUGGAGUUGAA
Colius striatus (speckled mousebird) is the source of this 4054-nucleotide messenger RNA. It is a transcript of the gene HLTF, whose product is annotated as helicase like transcription factor. NCBI's taxonomy places the organism in Eukaryota, Metazoa, Chordata, Aves, Coliiformes, Coliidae. The transcript has 24 exons. Gene Ontology annotation, molecular function: nucleic acid binding; ATP binding; ATP-dependent chromatin remodeler activity. The record is from RefSeq and is a predicted model, not a curated record. Bases 86 to 3043 code for a protein of 985 amino acids.